Adineta ricciae is the source of this 771-nucleotide messenger RNA. NCBI's taxonomy places the organism in Eukaryota, Metazoa, Rotifera, Eurotatoria, Adinetida, Adinetidae. The record is from the annotation of a GenBank genome assembly.
AUGACGUCAGUAGUCGACGCAAAUAUCUAUCCUCAUGCAUCUGGUGAAGCAGAAAAGACAGUGAAAGCACAUUCGAACAAUCAAGAACUCGUCUUUUACGCUGGAUGGUUUUGUCCAUUUGUACAACGAACAUGGUUGGCCUUGGAAGAAAAAGGACUUGAAUACGAAUAUCGUGAAGUGAAUCCAUACAAGAAAGAAAAAGAAUUUUUGGACAUUAAUCCUCUUGGUUUAGUUCCAGCCAUUGUCUAUCGUGAAAAAGCAUUAUAUGAAUCGUUAAUUCUCAAUGAAUUUUUAGAAGAUGAAUUUCCUGAUUCGAAAGCACUUUUACCAAAGGAUAGUUUCGAACGUGCACGAUGUCGACUGUGGAUUGAUUAUCUAACGAAAAAGUUCACACCUGCAUUCUAUCGGAUUAUGCAAGCUCAAGAAGAAGACAAGCAAAAAGAAGCUCUGAAUGAACUCGUUGAAAUUCUUCGAAAAUAUCUCGAACAAGUCAAAGGUCCGUGGUUUUUAGGUGAACAAUUUUCGUUGACGGAUAUUACAAUUGCUCCGUGGAUUUGUCGUAUGUUUAUUCUGGAAGAACAUCGAGGAUUUACAGAUGAACUCGUUGGUGGACGCUGGUUAGAAUACAAGAAACUCAUCAACGAACGAACAAGUGUAAUAAAAACAUCGUCAGAUCAUCAACAUCUGACGGAUAUUUAUCAACGUUAUUUAAAGAAUGAAACUCAAUCUGAAGUUGGCAAAGCAAUUCGAGCAGGAAAAGCAUUACCAUAG